Molecule: messenger RNA, 3956 nt
Organism: Alosa sapidissima (American shad)
Lineage: Eukaryota; Metazoa; Chordata; Actinopteri; Clupeiformes; Clupeidae
Gene: ppp2r5ea
Product: protein phosphatase 2, regulatory subunit B', epsilon isoform a
Exons: 14
Coding region: 562-2013 (483 amino acids)
Biological process (GO): signal transduction; protein dephosphorylation
Cellular component (GO): nucleus; protein phosphatase type 2A complex; cytosol
Molecular function (GO): protein phosphatase activator activity
Source: RefSeq, a predicted model, not a curated record
UUAGGGCGAUCCUCUGUUAUGAGCAAGUAACCAGCUACCAUGUAUUUGAGGUUGAAAUAUUCACAAUAGAGUGAUGAAACCUCAUUUUUGGCGGAAAUUAAAAGGGAUAAAAUACAUUUAAGUAGAUUUGACGAGUGCCGCACAAUUAGAUGGAUUCCGCGCAACUGGGAUGUAUCUAGAAGUCUUUGUCGGGAUAACACGGACCCCUCCGAAUGCUGUUAUUCAUGCAGUCUCAGACUAGGAGGAUUAUUUCGUCUGGUUAGCCAACUAGCUAGUCAGCUAGCUCGCUAAUGUUGGCUUGCCAGAGGUUGGUUCACUGGCUGGCCGGUAAGCGUGAACUGUGUCAUACCAAAAGGACAAGAUAACUAUUUUAGAAUUAUCUUUGUCCCGUGAAGAAGCACGCUGCAGAGACCCCCUAAUUAGGCGUUAGCUAGCUGUCCAGCUAGCUAGCUAGCUAGCUAACAUCCUCACACGGGACUGCUCAAUACAAGUAGUAGCUAGCUGACGACGAGCUAACUACCACCCCCACACGCCAUCGACAACAAAAAAAUCAAGAGGGCCAUGUCGUCCACGCCAGCUGGACCGCCGUCGGUGGACAAGGUGGACGGCUUCACCCGCAAGUCCGUGCGGAGAGCCCGGCAGAGGAGGGCCCAGAGCUCCUCUCAGUUCCGCACUCAGGACAAGCCCAUUGAGCUGACCCCCUUACCACUGCUCAAAGAUGUAUCAGCUCAGGAGCAGCCGGAGCUGUUUGUCAAAAAGCUGCAGCAGUGCUGCGCUCUCUUUGACUUCAUGGACACGCUGUCCGACCUCAAGAUGAAGGAGUACAAGCGCUCCACGCUCAACGAGCUUGUGGACUACGUCACCGUCAGCCGCGGCUACCUGACCGAACAGACCUACCCUGAAGUGGUCAAGAUGGUGUGCUAUAACAUCUUCCGGACUCUUCCUCCCAGUGACAGCAAUGAGUUUGACCCCGAGGAGGACGAGCCCACACUGGAGGCCUCCUGGCCUCACUUACAGCUGGUCUACGAGUUCUUCAUCCGCUUCCUGGAGAGCCAGGAGUUUCAGCCCAGUGUGGCCAAGAAGCACAUAGACCAGAAAUUUGUCCUGCAGCUGCUGGAGCUGUUUGACAGUGAGGACCCUCGGGAGAGGGACUGUCUGAAGACUGUGCUGCACAGAAUCUACGGCAAGUUCCUGGGCCUGCGUGCCUUCAUCCGCAAACAGAUCAACAACAUUUUCUUAUGUUUUGUCUACGAGACGGAGCACUUCAACGGUGUGGCUGAGUUGCUGGAGAUCCUGGGCAGUAUCAUCAAUGGCUUUGCCCUUCCACUGAAGGCCGAACACAAGCAGUUCCUGGUCAAAGUCCUGCUGCCACUGCACACUGUCAAGAGCCUGUCACUCUUCCACGCACAGCUGGCCUAUUGUAUUGUACAAUUCUUAGAAAAGGACCCAACGUUAACAGAGCCAGUAAUCAGAGGCUUGCUGAAAUUCUGGCCCAAAACGUGCAGUCAGAAAGAGGUGAUGUUUCUGGGCGAGUUGGAGGAGAUUCUGGACGUGAUCGAACCCACCCAGUUUGUCAAGAUCCAGGAGCCACUCUUUAAGCAGAUCUCCAGAUGUGUGUCCAGCCCCCACUUCCAGGUGGCAGAGCGUGCACUCUACUACUGGAACAACGAGUACAUCAUGAGUCUGAUCGAGGAGAACUCCAACGUCAUCCUGCCCAUCAUGUUCGCUAGUCUCUACCGCAUCUCCAAAGAGCACUGGAACCCGGCAAUCUCUGCUUUAAUCUACAACGUGCUCAAGGCCUUCAUGGAGAUGAACAGCACUUUGUUUGAUGAGCUUGCCGCUACCUACAAAGCAGAUCGCCAAAGGGAGAAGAAGAAGGAGAAGGAUCGCGAGGAGCUAUGGCGACAGCUGGAGGAGCUGGAGCUGCGGAGGGCCAUCCAGAACAGCGACGCCUCCUCCUCCUCCUCCUCCUCCACCUCCACCGCCACUGCCGCCCCAGUCAUCCCCACCUAACACCGCAGCGGCAGCGGUGCCCUGCCCUCAGCCUUCCUCCACCCUCCUCUCCCUCACCUUCAGCUCCUCCGCCUCCCAACCAACAGGGAGACGAUGGAGGAAAGGGAGAGAGAGAGAGAGAGAGAGAGAGGGGGGGGGGAGGGAGGGAGGAAGGAAGGAAGGAAGAGAGAGAAAGAAACGUCUCCCCUCAUACCUUGCUCCUUACUUUACUGUAGAGUUCCACUGCACUCACAUCAACCCCCCCACACACCCCCUUUUUGAUUUUGUGUCUCAAUAGCACUGUAAAUAUUUUUAUCCUCUUGUUUUAUCCUCCUGAUUACAAUUACACUGAAAGGAAAAUGAAAAUUACCAAAAAAAAGAAGGAACCACAUUGAAAAAAAAAUACAACUUAACAAGCUAAAGAAUUGUGUAUACCUGUGGGGAGAAGAGACUUGAAAUGCACUCCAUUUGGGGUAUUUUGUUUUUAUUUUGGAGUCUAGUAAAAAGCGAGUGAUGAAAUGAAUGAUUUUACUUGUAAGAAGAUAAUCAGCCUCGAUGGAUCGAUGUCGGGGAUGGCCUCUUACUGUCUCUUUUUGUUUGUCUUUUGUUGAAUUAUUUGCAAAGAAAGGGACAGAAACCUCCUCCUCUUUCAAAGCCAGCAGCUACAAAGAGGAAUCUGAUGCCUCGCUCACCAAUUCUCCAAAAUGGCCUCUUGGCAAAGUUUUUUUUUUUUUUUUUGUCUCGUUUGUUUGUUUUCUGUCUAUUUCAACAGUAAACACAGACCUCUGUCCCUCCUGGGCUGGGCAACGAUAAACAGUUGAACAAAUCAAAGAAAGUGACGGAAGAUAACCGAUGUCGUCCUCGGUUGCUUUGCUUCCUUCACUCGACCAACGGCUCCGCUCCCUUCUGCGUCAGCAGACUUUUGUAAAGAACCAGCAUUUUUCUUCCGAAGACCUCCAGACCAACAGCACUUCUCACCUCACCUCUCCUCAACUCCACCCCACUUUGAGUCCUCAACCGUAUCCACAUCCAUGGUUGGUGCUAGUCAGGCACUGGCAUCUUCCCGGCCAACUUCGAAAUAAGGUUUCUCCACCCCCCCAAACCAAUCGCACCUGGGUUUCCUCCCUCGUCCCCUGAAGGAGUUUUAUUUUUCUAUAUAUGUUGGAGAAAAGAAAAAAACAAUAACAGCUAGGCAGUGACCUGGUUUGUGUUCUAACAUGUUAAUCCUUAUCCCUCAUGUGGGAGAUCCCUGACAACUCCAUAGAUAUGUGGAUGUGUGUGUGUGUAAUCACCCUUUACACAUUUGAGAGCUGUCCCUGCAGCCCCCUCCAACCAGACAGGGGGGCCCUGUGGUUGACAUGGACUCUUAACGAAUCUGGGCGGUGCAUAGUGUGUUAUUCGCAAUUCCUUUCAAUAGUGUUUUCUAAGAUGGACUUUUCAAAAGCUUAGAGGUCGGGGAGGGAGUCCUUUCUAGAGGCUAGGUCUACAUUUGAAUUGUCUCAAGGGGGCUUGGCUCUUGCCUGACUAGUGAGUUGACCAGUUCCUUGACUGGUCUGUUUGUUGUCCCUUCAUGAAACCCUCCAGGGUGAUGGACAGAAGAAAAGCCAGCAUAGUAGGGGGACCACCAGGACUUGGGUUUGGAGAUGGUUGCAUCAUACCGCAGAAGUCCGUAAACCAGAUGUAAAAUGAUAAUUAAAUACGGGGAGCCAGUGUUUUGCAAGGAAGAGUGUAUGAGAGCACUUAACAUUGAAUGGUAUCCAGCAUAUUUUGAGAGAUUUCUUUUUUUUUGUCUUUCCUGAGGGAUGUGGUGUUUCAAGGAAAGAAAACGAAAACAAACAAGUUUUAUUUUAUUUUUGUGUUUUAUUUUAUUUUUUUUGUAACAGAGAGUGUGUGUGUGUGUGUGUGUGUGCGUGUGUGUGUGCGCCCUCACUUCAGCUCAGUUUUCAGUCUUACUCCUUUGUUUC